AUGGGCACCUGCUCAGAAGACCCCCACGUGUGCGGGGCCUCCUGGCUCCUGCGAUUCACCAGCCUCCUCCUUGAUUCUGCGCUCUGGUAUUUCCUCUGCAACCUCACAGGCCCAGGCGGAGUCAGCAGGGAGGCAGCCGGCCAUGGGCGCCUGCUCAGAAGACCCCCAUUUGUGUGGGGCCUCCUGGCUCCUGCGAUUCACCAGCCUCCUCCUCAAGGCUGCCCGCAUGCCGGCUGUGAGACACUGGACCAUGCGGUCACGGUGCCGGGGGGCAUCUUGGCCAUCCUGAUCAUCCCAACCCGGUUCUACCGCGGGGACCGCCCGGGCUCCGACUGGCACGGCAGCAUCGGGUCGAAUUUGGAUUGGGAGGUCCCCACGAUUCGUUGCCGGGCAACCCGAGGGCUGGAGGAAGGCGUCCCCUUGUCCACCACUGGGUUGCGGAAAAACUGUGUCGACUGCCGUAGAGGCGUCUGCAACACUGUGACCCAGCGUCCUGGAGCCCGUGGGUCUGCCAUGGACUAUUCUGGAAACCCUGUUACUCUGAAGGGGACUCAAGGAGCUUCUGUGCUGUUUCUAGCGAUCAGAAAUCCAGAAUUACCUCCAGAAUUUGAGUUGGAGAAGAUGUCUUGGGGCAUCGCAUCCAGAUCCAAUUACGUAGUCAUGCUGCAUGUGUUUCCUGGGAGAGAUGUUCCAGAAUGGGUCAACUUGCAGGGCAAGUUCGAAAAGAGGGUCCAUGUGGUCAACACAACGACCCUGAGGAUUGACAACCUGACCCUUGAGGACAGUGGGCGGUACCGGGCUCGACAGUCCUAUACAGGAGGAAGACAGUAUGACCAGGAUUUCCACCUGACGGUCUACGAGCCUGUGCCCCGUCCCCAGAUCCGGGCCACACUUGUGUCCCUCACACCAGGCGGGUGCAACGUCACAGUGGAGUGUAACACCACAGGAACCAGGGAGGACCUGACCGUGUCCUGGGAGAGCGAGGGUCUCCCCAGGGAGCUGGAGCAGAGACCGGCCCCAGGACCAGCCCCCAACCCCUGGACACUGGCUGUGAACCUGCCCCUGAGCCGGCCCAGCCCCAGCCUCACCUGUGUGGUCAGCAACCAGGCGGACCAGAGAACUGCCUCCCAGGACCUUGGGGACGUCUGUGGCCGCGAUCCAACUGGAGAAGCCUCUGCUGUCCACGAGGGAGUCAUCCCAUGGAUUGUUCUUCCUGUGCUGGGGGUCCUCGGAGCUCUACUGUGACUUCAUGUGACAAGUAGGAAGAAGAUGAUGGAGCCUGGGAGAGGCAGGUUGCACUUCUCCAUCCCGCACUGGGCCCUGGGUUCCUGUCCUGUAUCUCUCGGCUCAGGGGAUGUCCCUGCAGGCGGCUGGCUGCUGUGGCCGUGGCUGUGGGGGCCAUGGAGGCAGAGGGAGGGGACAGGCUUCCAGGGUCAGAGUCAACCUCCGUCUGUGUGUGACUCAGGGGCAGGAUCACAGGAGGAGCCCAGGGACCCUGAUUGUGGCAUCUAAUAGAAAGCAGGUGUCUGGAGACACCGGGGAUGGGGAUGGGGCAGCCUGGGUUCUCCCAAGUCCCUCUGUGCCCAGGUGCCAAUCCCAGUUACUUGCAGCUUCUGGACUCCAUGCCUCUGUACCCUUUCUGGACAACGCAGUAUUAACUUAAAAAUUCUCCAGGGGUCCAUGGGACCCCAGAGGGGAAAGAGCGUCCGAGUGGGAAAGUGUCUGUUUGGGAGCAACUCCUGCCGUGUGUCUUCCUCAGCCCCAGACCCCGCCACACCGUGGCUGACCCUGGAUGGGGGAUCAUUCCCCGCACCAGGCACCUUUGUGGUUCUUGCAUCCCUACUCGGUGUCCUAGAGUCUCAGGCAGUCCUGACGCCGUGUCCCUGCAGCUCAGGUCAGACCCCACGGGGUAGGGUUCGAGGUCUCUGCACCGGCACCGGCACUGGGACGCCAGGCAAGCUGUGGUCUGUGCCUCUGUGCACCUGCGGUGACUGGCAGGUUCCCAUGAGCUGCUUGUCCGGUUGGUUAUUUGCUGGAGCAGCUCACGCGACAACGGGGACUCAGUCCCUUCCAGCCUAGAGUUUGGUUUGCAGAACGAGCCGGUGACAGGGGGGCCGAGAAUGAGGCAUGUGGGGAGGGGUGCGGAGCUGCCUUCCCUCUAGGCGAGCCCUUCCCCCACAGCACCUGUGUGUUCUCCCACCCAGAAGCCCUUUGAACCCCGAUCUUUUGGGGUUUUCUGGAGACGUCAUUACGUGGGUACCGCUGAUUAAAUCCUUGACCGCUGGGGACUGGGGAACUCGUGCUCCAGCCCUUCUCCCUCCCCGAUGGUCAGUGAGUGGGUCCCUAAGUUCCCACCUGCUAACAGGGUUCACACGUCAGCAGCCGGGCCCUGACCUUGGCAGUUUUCAGAAAGUUAUGUCAUUACCACAAGUUCAGGGGCGGCUGUAGGGCUUGUCGUGAACAACCCAACACCCAAUCCACCUUCACGGCUCUGGCCCGAUUGCAGGAACUGGGAGCCAUCCUGAAUAUAACAAGAGAUGCCCCUGGGUUCCCAUAUAGGACCUGACCAGAUUCCGGGGUCUGCGUGCCUGGGCUAGUGUAGGAAGACUGACACCUGCUUCUGUUAUGAGUCACAAGAGAGGAUUACAUUAUUGUCCAAAUAAUGACAUUGUCUAGGACCCACUCUGAACUUUUUAUUAUAAUUAUAAUUAGUUCUUUUUUCUACUCUGGCUCUGUGACCGCGCACUCAGCAGGUGUCCCCCAGCGGCUCCUUCUCCGUCUCUCUUUCUGACCCUCCUCUGCUGGUCAGCGCCAGGCCCUCGGUUCUCCCCUGGCCAUACUUCCUCCCUCGUGACUUAAGAGACCCCCAGGGCUCUCGGCAGCCCGGCCAUGCUGAGGCAGCAGCUCCAGCCCUGACGGGACCCCCACCCCGACUGCCUGAUGAACUUCUGCUCUCAAAGCCAAGUGACCAUGUGGAGCACUGAGUCCCCAUCUCCUGCCUCCCCGCCCCUACACCGGCUCCUCCCUGGGCUUUCUCGAUACCUACAGCUCAGGAACGUCACAGCGUCCUACAGCUGCUUCAGCCGAACUCCUGGAAGUCACCUUGCAUUCUCUUUGCCUCCACUCUGGGGUCCGAGCACCAGUGAGCCCUGGUUCCCAGGUCCCUCCCCUUCCCUCCCAUCGCAUCCCUCUCUCCGGGCACCUGUGCCAGGACCUCCUCCCUGAGCUCCCUCAUCCUGGUCUUGUCCAUGUUAUUUCACCUGCAUUUGGAAAUUUCUUCAAGUGCCUUCAUUCAUAGUGUUUCCCUAUAAUUUUCAAUGUUGUUCUUAUCUGUGUUUAUGCCUUGAUCCUCAUUCCUAAUGACAAUUACGUAGAACUUCAA
Messenger RNA from Neogale vison (American mink), 3382 nucleotides. RefSeq lists its product as uncharacterized. The coding region runs from base 1 to 1245 and encodes 414 amino acids. The record is from RefSeq and is a predicted model, not a curated record. NCBI's taxonomy places the organism in Eukaryota, Metazoa, Chordata, Mammalia, Carnivora, Mustelidae. The transcript is spliced from 7 exons.